AUGUCUUUGAUAUUUUUAAGAGUUUUAUGGAUCCUAAUUCUACUCAUAUUUUCAAAUUUUGUGAACGCCCUUUGGCCACUACCACAAAAUUGGACAAAUGGCACUUCACUUCUCCGUGUUUAUCCUAGCCUCGCUAUUAAUUAUGAUCCAAGAUUCUUAAAUUCAUAUACGGAUCAAUUAAUAGAAACAGCCAAGCAUCGGUUGCAAACAUUUUUGAAAGAUGAAAAACAUCUUUCGCCUAAUGUUAAAUUCCAAAUUCCCGAGGAUGAAGGAAUUAAUUCAAUAUUAACAUUAUCGAGCAUCCAGAUUGAAAUAACUAAUAAUAACAAAAGAGAUCAGGAUGAUUUAGAGAUAGUUAUUGAUUGGACUUAUAAUAAUGAGAUGAGGGAAGGAAUUCCGUUGGGAACAGAUGAAUCAUAUGAAUUAAUAAUACCCGAUAAGAAAGAAGAUGAUAAAACAGAACUAAUGGCACAUUUGAAGGCACCGACAGUUUAUGGAAUUUUACAUGGUCUUAACACAUUUUCACAAUUAUUAUAUUACAACCGAUCAGAGGACAAUUCAGGAUUAUUUCUUCCAUUUGCACCUCAUCAUAUAAUUGACUUUCCAAAAUUCAUGCACCGUGGUCUCUUACUCGAUACUUCACGGAACUUUUAUCCAAUUAAAGAAAUUCUUAAAAUUUUAGAUGUAAUGAGUUGGAAUAAAAUGAACGUGUUUCAUUGGCAUAUUGUGGAUGCUACUAGUUGGCCAGUGGUUAGCGAAAAGUACCCAGAGUUAAGUGAGAAAGGAGCAUAUGACUCUAAGAAAAUGAUUUAUACAAAACGAGAUAUCAGGAUUGUUGAUGAAUAUGCUAGAGCGAGGGGGAUCAGGGUUAUACCAGAGUUUGAUAUGCCGGGACAUACACAUGCUAUAGCCGCAAGCAUGCCAGAAAUUAUGACAUGUAUAGAUAUGUAUCCGGAUUGGGAUCAGUAUUCUAGUGAACCACCAAGUGGCCAAUUAAACCCAGCUAUACCCGAAACCUAUACUUUUCUUAAUGAAUUGAUUCCUGAGAUAGCAUCUUAUUUUACUGACAAAUUCUAUCACGCGGGUGGUGACGAAGUAAACUUGAACUGUUGGGAAUCACUUGUUCAACAGAAUGAACAUACCAAAGAAUCCUUGUUAGAUAAAUUUGUGACCAGUCUCUAUUCAAUAAUUACAAAGGAAGGGAAAACACCAAUAACGUGGCAAGAAAUGGUAACGGAGCAUAAUUUAGAGUUGCCGAAGGAUACUGUGGUCCAGGUAUGGAGAAAUAGUACAAUGGUGAAGAAGGUAGUGGAGAAAGGGUAUAGAGUUGUGACUGGCAGUGGAGAUUACUGGUAUUUGGAUUGUGGAUACGGUGGAUGGUAUGGCAAUGAUGUUGAGGGGAAGAUAUAUUCGUAUAAUCCUAUAGAAGGGUUAUCGGAUGAAGAAGCCAAAUUUGUUAUCGGAGUGUUGUGA
Molecule: messenger RNA, 1473 nt
Organism: Racocetra persica
Lineage: Eukaryota; Fungi; Glomeromycota; Glomeromycetes; Diversisporales; Gigasporaceae
Source: the annotation of a GenBank genome assembly